AUGGAGUCUCUUCCUCUCACCACUAAAACCCCAUUCCUCACCGCCACUACUCUUCUUCCAUGGCUUUCAUCCUCCAAUAGAACACCAACAAGAACUCUUUAUCUAAACCAGAGAAAAACCAACAAGGUUUUUGCCUCAUCAAGCUCACACGAUGAACAGGAUCAUAAAAACCUUAAAUUCAAUUCUGAAGACCUCAUGGAUCUCAAAUUCGGUCGUUUACUUGGCGAGGAUCCUAAACUCACUCUUGCCAAGAUUAUGGGAAGAAAAAUCAACCCUGAUGCUUCUUAUCUUGAUAUUGAGAAAUCAUUUUAUAAAAGAAAAAAGGGUAAAGUUGUGGAAAUUGAGGAACUUCCAUUUGAAGUUGAUAGACCUUGGGCAAAGACUUCACCUCCCAAACCACAACUUGAACCCAAUGAUGAUGAUGGUGAUAAGAAUGUUGCAAUGGAGAUUAAGAAACCUAGCUUGACGCCGAGGAAGUUGGGGACUGUUAGGAAAAGUAGUGCUCCUAAGGCUAUUUUGAGAAAACCGUCGUUGUUUAAAAAGGAGGAGGAUGAAGAGGAGAGUGUGUCUUCGAGGUUGAUGUUGAAACCAAAUUUGAGUUUGAGUGGACAAGUGAAGGAGAAGUUUAGUGACAUGACUUUGUUGAGGAAGCCGGGGUUGUCGAUUGGAGGGAAUAGAGAUGGUGGGUUGAAGACGCGGAAAGAAGAGCCGGGUUAUGAAGUUGCUAACUUGACUUUGUUGGAACAACCGCAUAGACCGGGUUCUAAUAAAAAACUAGAGAAGUUUGUGAAGCCGGAUGAUGGAGUUGCUAACUUGACAUUGUUGGAACAACCACAUAGACCGGGUUGUAAUAAAGAACUAGAGAAGUUUGUGAAGCCAGGUGAUGGAGUUGCUAACUUGACGUUGUUGGAACAACCACACAGACCAAGUAGUAAUAAAGAACUAGAGAAGUUUGCAGAGACGGGUGAUGAAGUCGGUACAUUGAGCUUGUUGGAACAACCACAUAGACCAAGCGGCAAAAAAGAAGAAGAGAAGUUUGACGAGCCAAGUGAUGAAGUCGCUGAUUUGAGCUUGUUGGAACAGCCGCACAGACCAAGCGGCAAAAAAAAACAAGAGAAGUUUGAAGAUUCAAGUGAUGAAGUCGCUAAAUUGAGUUUGAUGGAACAGCCGCACAGACCAAGCGGCAAAAAAGAACAAGAGAAGUUUGACAAGCCAAGUGAUGAAGUCACUAACUUGAACUUGUUGGAACAGCCGCACAGACCGAGCGGCAAAAAAGAACAAUAUAUGUUUGAAGAGCCAAGUGAUGAGAUCGCUAAAUUGAGCUUGUUGGAACAACCACACAAACCAAGUAGUAAAAUAGAACGUGAGAAAUUUGAAGAUCCAACAGAUGAAGUCGCCAAAUUGAACUUGUUGGAACAGCCGCAUAGACCAACUGCCCAAAAGGAACAAGAGCAGUCUGGAGCGCGAAGUGAUGAAGCUAAGAAGGUGAUCUUGUUGGACCAACCACAUAGACCAAACGACAAAAAAGAACAAGAGAAGUUUGAAGAGCCAAGUGAUGAAGUCGCUAAAUUGAGCUUGUUGGAACAGCCACACAAACCUAGCAGCAAAAUAGAACAUGAGAAUUUUGAAGAUCCAAGUGAUGAAGUUGCUAAAUUGAACUUGUUGGAACAGCCGAACAGACCAAGCGGCAAAAAAGAACAAGAGCAAUCUGGAGAGCCAAGUGAUGAAGCCAAGAAGGUGAUUUUGUUGGAACAACCACACAAACUAAGUGACAAAGAUGAAAAGCAGUUUGGAGAUGGAUCGAAACAAGAUGAGCAGAGACAACCAGAGGUUCAUCAGGAGCCUAUCAAUUUAAAUCAACCGUCUGAUUUAAAUUAUGUUGGUUCUAAGACGGAAUUGUCCGUCGAAGCUGCAAUAGAAGGAAGUCCAAAAAGAUUAGAUCAGUAUGUGAAACAAACCUCAAAGCCUGUUGAAGAAAAAACCGCUUCCCUUGAUCCUGGAAGUCGCGGAAACAGUGAAGAAUCAGGCAAUUUUGUUGAUGUGUCAGAUAUUCAGGAAGGCGAAGAUGCUGAUUGGACCAAGGCAAAAAGUUUGAUUAAGAAUGGAUAUAGAGAUGAUGUGGAACUAAUAAGCUGCAGCACCCAGGGUUUCGUUGUUUCUUUUGGUACCUUGGUAGGAUUUCUGCCAUACGGUAAUCUUUUGUCCAAGUGGAAGUUCUUAGCUUUUGAAUCAUGGUUAAGGCAGAAGGGCUUGGAUCCAUCAAUGUACAAGCAAAACUUGGUCAAUGUGACACAUAAUGAUGCUGAAAUUAAUAAUUUGUCGUCCGAUUCUCCUUCGCAUAUGGAGAAUGAUAGUAAACUUGAAGAUAAAAUUUCUCCAGAUAUGAAAUUGGAAGAUCUGUUAAGGAUUUAUGGUCAAGAGAAAAUCAAUUUCUUAUCAUCAUUUGUUGGAAAGAAAACCAAAGCAUAUGUGUUGUUGGCAGACAGAAAAUUGAAAAAACUCAUAUUUUCACUCAAACCAAAAGAGAAGGAAGCACUAACUGAGAAAAGGAGAGAACUUGUGGCUAGACUUCAAGUUGGUGAUAUAGUGAAAUGUCGCAUCCAGAAGAUAACUUACUUUGGAGUUUUUGUUGAGGUUGAAGGAGUUUCUGCACUAAUUCAUCAGUCAGAAAUAUCUUGGGAUGCCACGCUGGACCCAUCUAAAUAUUUUAAGAUUGAUCAGGUUGUAGAGGCAAAAGUUCACCAAAUAAACCCCACUCUUGGGCGCAUAUUUUUAUCAUUAAGGGAGGUCACGCCUGAUCCAAUGUUGGAAUCCUUAGAGUUUGUAGUUGGGGAUCAUGAAUCCUUUGAUGGAAGAUUGGAAGUGGCUCAAACUGAUGCAGAGUGGUCUGAAGUCGAAUUUCUUAUGAAAGAAUUGCUAAAAAUUGAGGGAGUCCAGUCUGUUUCAAAAGGCCGUUUUUUCAGGAGCCCUGGUUUAGCUCCUACAUUUCAGGUUUAUAUGGCAUCCGUCUUUGAAGAUCAGUACAAGUUGCUUGUCCGAUCAGGAAACAAAACACAAGAGGUGAUGGUUCAAACUGUUUUAGAUAAAGAAAUGAUGAAGGCAGCUAUUAUAACAUGUGCAAGUAAAGUAGAAUAG
Messenger RNA from Lathyrus sativus (Indian pea), 3135 nucleotides. Lineage: Eukaryota; Viridiplantae; Streptophyta; Magnoliopsida; Fabales; Fabaceae. The record is from the annotation of a GenBank genome assembly.